AUGCCUCAAUCGUCCCGACACACAACCUCGGUCAAUGGAUCGAGUGGCUCACGAAAUACCCACACCAACACCCAGCAGAGUAGGUUUCAACGGUCCCAGACCGAUCCUACUUUUCAAGCUUCUGGUCGUACAACAUUAGACAGCUGCUUCCGCAGAUCACGCAGGUCGAAUACGACAGGAAGCGUGAAACAGUUUGUGAGGUUCAGUGAUUUCGACAGAGUUCACUACUUCUGGCCUCUCGAUGCUGUCUCUCGUAGGAUUGAUGAUGACACCACCACCCGAAAUGAGCAGCCUACCACUGAGGACUGGAGAAACCUUAUCCAAGACCCUGCCGCUUCUUAUGAUGAUGUAGGCGCACGCCCUGAACCCAAGGAGAGGAGAAACACAACAUCGGCUAGCAGUGGGCCUUCUUAUCGAGACACGUAUGAAAUCGAUGGGUUCGACAUGAUGGCAAUGACAACAGAAGAAGCUUUGAAGGAGAUAAUCCCCUCCAUAGCAGAACCCUGGGUGAAACUGAUCACAACAGUCCUUUCUAUCAGCUCAGAUGAUAAGCAUGCAGGUAGGAGGAAAGACGGGCAUCGAGAGUCUGGCAAGAGUCACUCGGAUCGUUCAAGAAGACGACGAUCUGACUCUGGGCGCUCUGGUCAUCAUGACGACGAGCGGGUCAAUGGAGGAAAGAGAGGGUCAUCCUCAAAGGACGUUAGUCAUUUCGAUCGGGAUGACCAUGAAUGGGAUGAUCCGGAGCAUUCAAGGCAUCGGCGGCGAGAAAAUAGACAUCGCUCUGAGUCCCCCCCAGUCACUUGGGGAGAAGUGCUUGACAGGAUGGACUCUUCAGGCAGUGCGAGGAGAGCACGCCAGGGCGUCACACUAUCGCAAGAUGAGAGGGAUAGAGACGAUCAGCGUCAUGAUGCAAGGCGAGCGCGUCCUGCGCACCGGGGGCGUGACGAGACAACACCGUCGUCACCCGAUGAUAGGGCGUCUACUUCCUCGAGGCAGCCUCUUACCCAGCAUGCGCCUAGCCCAUACGCCCCUCCCCCAUCUGGCGAUAGCUCAAGACGAGGUUCAGCGUCACAGCGGGCGUCGCCUCCAGGGGCUGGCAGUCCUCGAUGUACCGAGGCAAGCAGAACGGUGACGGAGAAGAGAACAAGCGCGUAUCCAAUAGAGACUGUCGAUCGCGAUGGAUCCUUGCGGGUGGAGCAUGUCACAGUCAGCUCGGCGCCUGUUCAGAUCAACGAGUAUUAUUACAGAGACCCCCGACAUAGUAGCGACGACAUCAUCAGAGUUGAAAGAGAAACGAGUGACGUCGACGCAAACUCUCAAUAUGCCCCAUCUUCCCGAUAUACGCCCACCAAAGGCCAACCUGGGUACGUGAGUCCAGAAAGGCAAGACGUUGAGCGAGAACGUCUUUAUGCCCCAUCUUCCCGAUAUACCCCCACCAAAGGCCAGCCUGGGUACGUGAGUCCCGAAAGGCAAGACGUUGAGCGAGAACGUCUUUCAAUCACCAUAAGAGACCAACCACGUCAGGCAAGUGAACGAACUUCGCCUCCGGGUCAAUCGCAAAGACGCUCUGAAUACGGUGUCGAGAGGCCUGACAACUCGGGCAGAGCUGGUGCAGAUAGGCCUCAGGGGAAGGGAGCAGACAGCAGCUACUUUCCUUCAGAUCAGUCUUACACCAACGGCAACCACUCACCAAGGGAACAUGCCCAAAGAUCUGAAGGCCGCUUUUCUCCAGGAAGGUAUGAAGAUGCACCAAGGCAAGGAUCGAGCCACUCAACAAGAACGCCUCUAUCGCCUAUCAAAGGUGUCAAAUACGUCCAAGGCCUGCACUCACACCCUCCGAUGGAUAGAAGGAGGAGUCACACAAGGGAAAGCGAGCUCAACUGGGGCCGUAAGGAGCAGAAUUCCUCUAUAGAUGGAAGACGUCCUAGCUUCGCCAAGAACGCAAUCUCAGCAUCGCCCCAGUCUUAUUCACCUACUUCAACCAUGCCGUCAUCGCCGUCCCGUAUGAACCAUGAUUAUCCUAUGAGCGACCAGCGCACGUCGCAUGGCGAAAGCUCGUCAGCGUCCAGAGCAUACCGACCACAGAGACCUUCCCUAGGGCAAGGGAGUCUCCGCCCAAUGGUGAUCGAAGUCGAAGGCAGUCCCAAGUGGCGAGCCCGACACAGUCGGAUAUCCUCCCAAAGUAGUCGUGUCUCCGAGCAGAAGCCAACUCAUUCCCGCGAAAAUGGCAAAAAGUCCUCGAAAAAGCCCGCGUACGACGAUCCUUAUUCGGAUGUAGAAUCGACAGCCGGGGUCUCUGGGGGCAAAGGGCGUACAGGAAUGGAUGAAAAUGAGCGGCGACGGCUGGAACACAGGAGGAUGAGCAUGUUUCAGAACGACGUAGAGGUUGCCGAAAAGCCCAGGAGGUGA
Molecule: messenger RNA, 2409 nt
Organism: Cryptococcus amylolentus CBS 6039
Lineage: Eukaryota; Fungi; Basidiomycota; Tremellomycetes; Tremellales; Cryptococcaceae
Exons: 3
Coding region: 1-2409 (802 amino acids)
Source: RefSeq, a predicted model, not a curated record